AUGGCUACAAACGCUGAGGUAACUGGGCCUGUCUCUCAAGAAGACAUAGAGGCAGCAGAAAAACUGAAAAAUGAAGCAAAUGAGCUCUUUAAAAAGCAACAUUACGACGAUGCUAUAGAAUUGUACUCAAAAGCAAUUGAGAAGAACCCAAAUAAUGCAGUUUACUACGCAAACAGGAGCAUAGCGAAUUUAAGGUUGGAAAACUUUGGAUAUGCACUCGGUGAUGCAUCCAAAGCAAUAGACCUUGAUAAGUCUUACACUAAGGCUUAUUAUAGGCGGGCGGCUGCUCAUAUGUCAUUAGGAAAGUACAAAUUAGCCCUUAAGGAUUUUGAAUAUGUAACCAAAGCUAGGCCAAAUGACCAGGAUGCAAAGAUGAAAUAUAAUGAGUGCAAUAAAAUUGUAAAAAAGAUUGCAUUCGAGAAAGCAAUAUCUGUAGAUAAGAAGGAGGUUAAUAUAGCUGACACCAUUAAUCUGGAUGCUAUGACAAUAGAAGAUGAAUAUGAAGGACCAGCACUAGAAGAUGGCAAAGUAACACUCAAGUUUGUCACUGAGCUAAUGGAAUAUUAUAAACAAGAAAAACAGUUACAUAAGAAAUAUGCAUAUAAGAUCCUUAUAGAUGUAAAGGCAUACCUACAAAAACAACCAACACUUGUUGAUAUUAAAGUACCAGAUGAUCAGAAGUUCACUGUAUGUGGCGACAUUCACGGUCAAUUCUAUGACCUCAUGAACAUAUUCGAACUCAACGGCCUACCAUCAAAAUCUAACCCUUACUUGUUUAACGGUGACUUCGUUGAUCGAGGUUCAUUCAGUGUGGAGUGUAUCUUCACGCUGUUUAGCUUCAAAUUGCUUUAUCCAGAUCACUUUUUCAUGUCUAGAGGCAACCACGAAACCCGGGACAUGAACCGCAUGUACGGUUUCCGCGGCGAGGUGACCUUCAAAUACACGGCACAAAUGGCCGAUCUGUUCACGGAGGUAUACAACUGGCUGCCAUUGGCUCACUGCAUCAACAACCGAGUACUGGUGAUGCAUGGUGGAUUGUUCUCUAGUGAUGACGUCACGUUGGAGGAUAUACAGAAUGUCGAUAGGAAUAAACAGCCCCCUGAGGAUGGUAAGGGUUGA
Molecule: messenger RNA, 1119 nt
Organism: Parnassius apollo (apollo)
Lineage: Eukaryota; Metazoa; Arthropoda; Insecta; Lepidoptera; Papilionidae
Source: the annotation of a GenBank genome assembly